CUAACCAGAAACCCCCAUCACCACCCCCUUUUGCAUAGGAUGUCUAUAGAGAACCUCAACACCUCAAUCGAGCACGACCAGCUCGUCAUUUAUCAAGCAUCAUUGAAAGGGGAUGUAGCUGAGUUAGAUGCAUUGCUUCAACAAGAUGAACUCAUUCUUGAUAGGGUCACCGUUACUUCCUUCCAUGAAACUCCCUUGCACAUCGCAGCCAUGCGAGGUCACCUUCAGUUUGCUCAAGCACUCCUCAAGUGGAAGCCCAAACUAGCCGAGGAGUUUGACUCUCUUUGUCGCUUGCCUCUUCACUUCGCUUCUGCAGAAGGCUACUCCCAUAUUGUCAGAGAAUUGGUAACUGUGAAUCCUGAUGCUUGCUGGGCACGUGAUCAAGAUGGAAGAAUCCCACUUCACUUGGCUGCCAUGAAAGGACGAGUUACCGUUAUAAUGGAAUUAAUGAGCAUUUGUCCCGGGUCAAUAAGAGAGAAGAUGGAUAAUGGAGAGACAAUCUUGCACUUAUGCGUUAAAUAUAAUCGGUUGGAGGCUUUGAAAUUGUUGGUGGAAACGGUACGAGAUGAUGAAUUUGUCAGUGCCAAGGAUGAUAAUGGAAAUACCAUUUUGCACCUUGCUGCGAUCCUCAAACAAGUGCAGAUUGUAAAAUACUUAUUCUCGGAGACAAGCAUCACAGAGAACGCAAAUACCUUGAACAAGAAUGGAUUUACAGCACUGGAUGCUUUAGAGCACAGUCCAAGGGAUUCAAAAGGCCUGGAAAUAAAGAUCAUCCUUCUUGAAGCUGCAGCAGGUCUUCAGAGGAACAAAGAGCGUAUUAAUAAAUCUCCAUCAUCAACAGUGCAAAAAAACAGAGGCCUAGUUGCCAUAACGUGUAAAUUCUGGAAUAACUACUUAAAGAAUGUCGGCAAGAGAUUCGAAGAGGCACGAGGCAAUAUUCUCGUAGCUGCUACUUUAACAGCAACGAUAGCUUUUCAAGCUGGGGUAAACCCACCUCAAUUUAAUAACGACCAGAAGCCAAUUAUCGACGCUAAUGCUGCUUCGGCUCCUUCUUAUCUUGAUCAUGCCCUUCAGCGGACAGAAACAUAUUUCUGGUUUUCCAACACUGUUUCUUUGGCUCUCUCUCUUAUUAUUAUUCUGGUGAUGUUUAGUGGAAUCCCUUUCAAAAAUACGAUUUUACAGGUUUUCCUUGUAAUUGUCAUGUGCUUCACAAUCGUAUACAUAUCACAAGCAUAUUUCUUUGCGGCGGCGUUCAACAUGAGGCUGAGAGAAAAUUGGACUUCUGCAGGGAAAACAUUGUUCAUAAUUAACAUUAUCAUUCAUCGUUUAUUUCAAUUUAUUAUUUGGUUACAUAUUGCCUCCCUUUUUAUUUGGGUGGUUCAGAAGAUCUACCAAAGUAUUUCUAAAUUAAUAUCUUGCUUAUGUUAA
Manihot esculenta (cassava) is the source of this 1428-nucleotide messenger RNA. Its product is annotated as ankyrin repeat-containing protein ITN1. Gene Ontology annotation, cellular component: plasma membrane. The transcript has 2 exons. Gene Ontology annotation, molecular function: protein phosphatase regulator activity; protein phosphatase 1 binding. Bases 40 to 1428 code for a protein of 462 amino acids. The record is from RefSeq and is a predicted model, not a curated record. NCBI's taxonomy places the organism in Eukaryota, Viridiplantae, Streptophyta, Magnoliopsida, Malpighiales, Euphorbiaceae.